CAUGCGCCGCUGCGCGCGCAGAGGAAGCAGCAGCGGCAGCAGGAAGUGCUGUGAUCGGCGGAGGUUAGCCUGUUAGCCUGGGAGCUAACGAGGAUAUGAUGUUUAUGAACUGAACAGGUGCGUUGUCGUGGGCGAUGGCUCUGAUCGAAGGUGUCGGCGAUGAGGUGACGCUGCUCUUCGGCUCGCUGCUGCUGCUGAUGGUGUUGCUGCUCGCCUGGAUCUCCACUCGCACCUCAGAGCCACCGGAGCACCUGUUCAGCCCCACCACAGGCCCGGUGCCUUCUGGUUCAGCCCACCUGGACGCCCCUCUCGGCUCCACCAGCAGCACUUCAGCAUCCUUCUCUGCAUCGUCGUCAGCCACCAGCUCUGUGAAUGACAGCUCUGUAUCUGAGGCUCCGCCCACCUCAGUGCAGGAUGAGGGGGAGGUGGGGGAAGGAGAUGGGUUGAGGAACAGAGGAGAGACUCUGUUGAAUCAGAGAAACAUGGUGGUCCGACUAAAAUUCCUGAAUGACACAGAGAGAACUGCUCAGGUCAAACCGCAGGACACCAUCGGAUACAUCAAACGGACGUACUUCGCAGGUCAGGAGCAGCAGGUCCGCCUCAUCUACCAGGGCCAGCUGCUGCAGGACGACGCGCAGACUCUGGCCUCCCUCAACCUGGUCCAUAACUGUGUCCUGCACUGCCACAUUUCCCAGCAUGCCUCUCGGGGGUCGGCGGGAGGGCCGCGACCCGCCGACCAGGUGCAGGUGGCGCUGAACGUGGGAAGCCUUAUGGUGCCACUGCUGGUCCUCAUGCUGUCAGUGCUCUGGUAUUGCCAGAUCCAGUACCGGCAGUUUUUCACCGCCCCCGCCACCGCCUCGCUGGUCGGACUCACUAUCUUCCUCAGCCUGGUGGCCUUCGGGGUCUACCGCCGCUAGCUGCUCUCUGAUUUGGGUCUGUUAAUUCCAGUUUAUUUUUUGUUUUGUUUUUAUUUGAAAAUAUUUUUUUCUGUAGGUUUCUCUUCAUCGUGCCUCUUUGACGACCUGAGUUUCUAGUCGAUCUGACACCUGUCAGUCAGCCUGACACCUGUCAGUCACUGUGUCUGAAGGGAGAAAAUCACAUCUGUGAAUUUCAACUUUUGGAGAAGAUCUAUUAAAUGGUUAAUUUAU
This is a messenger RNA of Cololabis saira (Pacific saury), 1148 nucleotides long. RefSeq names its product transmembrane and ubiquitin-like domain containing 1 (gene tmub1). Gene Ontology annotation, molecular function: protein binding. Lineage: Eukaryota; Metazoa; Chordata; Actinopteri; Beloniformes; Belonidae. The coding region runs from base 135 to 917 and encodes 260 amino acids. The transcript has 3 exons. The record is from RefSeq and is a predicted model, not a curated record.